AUGUCAGAAAGUGCCACAUACUUGAUCACUGGAGCGGGUCGCGGCCUCGGCCGCGGCCUCGCCGAGGCGAUCCUCCAACGGCCCAACACCACAGUCAUCGCCGCAACGCGCUCUCAAGGCCAGGCCUCCGAUUUGCUCAGCUUUCGCACCCACUCCGGAAGCAGACUAAUCACCAUCACAAUCGACAGCCGUUCCCCGAAGGACGCCUCGCUUGCAAUUGAGAAACUGGUCCACGAUCAUGGAGUGGAUACGAUCGACGUGGUAAUCGCCAACGCGGGCAUCAGCAAGGCCCCUACACCGGCUGCCGAGACACCAAUCGAAGACGUCCUCGACUGCUUCACUGUAAACGCCGUUGCGCCCUUGCUUCUAUUCCAGGCUACGUGGCGCCUAUUAGCGAGAUCGUCGACACCAAAGUUUGUCGUAAUCUCGAGUAUUGCCGGGAGUUUGGGCGAGGUCCCUCGGUAUGCCUCGCCUUGCGCGGCCUACGGCUCCUCCAAGGCCGCGGUCAACUUCAUGGUCCGCAGGAUCGGGAGCGAGAACGAGAAUCUAAUCGCCCUUGCUCUGCACCCAGGGUAA
Molecule: messenger RNA, 576 nt
Organism: Colletotrichum fioriniae
Lineage: Eukaryota; Fungi; Ascomycota; Sordariomycetes; Glomerellales; Glomerellaceae
Cellular component (GO): cytoplasm
Molecular function (GO): alcohol dehydrogenase (NAD+) activity
Source: RefSeq, a predicted model, not a curated record